CUGUCAUGCACUGCGCCACAGACCCGAGUGUGCCUCGCCAGCGCCAGCGAAGCAAUUUUCUUCAGAUGUCGUGUCGCCUAGUUCAUCCCAAAUUCAUCAACAAGCGAUCACAGUCCAGGUGUCUCCAAGUUAUUCGGGGAUUGACUGGCGACGAAUAUUCUGUCUGGGGAGGUCGAGCUCUCGACUCUUUUGGACCGGGCUGCUGUAGCCUCACACGGGAGCGAACACUCACAGGAGGAGCUCGCAACACCUCGUAUCAAUACGGACGGGCCGUGACAACGCAUUUGACGUUCAACUGCCACUCGUAUGAUUUCCCUUGCACGUUAUGGAUCCAUUAUCGGCAUUGUCGGUCGCAGGAACCAUUAUCCAGUUCGUCGAUUUUGGAAUGAAAAUGCUGUCUAGCAGUGUGGAGCUCUACACAUCUACCCAGGGGUCACUGAAGGUCAGCGAGGAACUAAAACUCGCGACUGGAGAUCUGCAAGCUGUACUCGUAAAGCUUCGCGCGGACGCGGGUCCAGAAAACUCUAUUCCACCGGCUUCAAGCCUGAAAUCACAAGCAGAAAUUGAUGAGUACCGAGACAGCUAUCUCGAAAUUUGCAACAACGCUUCGUUGAUUGCCGGAGAGUUAUUGCGCAAACUUAGUGAUUUGAAAGUGAAAGAUGGAAAGCAUCGUGUGUGUCAAACCCUCAGGGCUACAAUAAGGACCGCAUGGUCGAAGAAAGAAAUUUUGGCAUUAAGGGAAAGGUUAUCAACUCUUAGUGCGUCUUUGACGCCACGAUUAUUGCUCAGGAUGGGUCGAUUCGACGCUUUGGACACGCAGACGAAACGAAUUCUCGAGGCCAUCCUCAGCACAAAUGAAAGCUUGUCCCAGGAGCUUGUCAAGUCUCUAGCAUCGCUGAUAUGUCGAUCGGAAUGCAUCAGUGAGGAUGCGCACCACAAAACUCGUCAAAUGAUUGCAGAUUUGAGAAAAGAUAUCACUUCCGAAGCUACCAUGGACGUUAUUACAGCUAGAGUCGAAAUGCUGAAUGUCAGGCCUGAAAAGGAAUCUCUGCUACGGGGCGUCGUGAAUAGAACAAUUCUCGAGCAAUUAUCCUACCCUCACAUGACAAAUCGGUACGAGGAAAUAGAAGAGGCGCACUUUAAAACAUUUGACUGGAUAUUUUGUGGUGCAGAGCAAUCGGAUCCGCCAUGGAAUAACUUCGCGGAAUGGCUAAGACAGGAUGCUAAUAUAUACUGGAUCAAUGGCAAAGCAGGUUCUGGAAAGUCCACCUUGAUGAAACACAUUUAUGACAGCCGCCACACGGCCGAGUACCUUCGGGAGUGGGAUCACAAGAGACUAUCUACCACCAGUCAGUGUUGCAUUUCAACCUUUUUCUUUUGGAACAGCGGCACAGACAUGCAGAAAAGCCAGCAAGGACUUCUUCGAUCGCUAUUGUUCCAAGUCCUUGAUCAUAAUCCCAAUAUUAUCCCUCUUGUUCUCCCUGUACAAUGGGCAGAAAAUUAUAACAAACCACCGACUCUUGAGCACCAAAUCAAAACAAAAAUUUGGUCGCUUCGAGAGCUUCAUAAAGCAUUUGAGAGGCUUGUUGAGCAACAACAAUAUCAAAUGAGCUUGUGCUUCUUUGUGGAUGGCCUUGACGAGUUUAGCGGAGACACCGAACAGCUUUGCUUGCUUUUCAGAAGACUAGAGAAGAGAUCGGGGACGGCAAAAUUCUGCCUCUCAAGCCGACCUUGGGUAGUAUUCCAGGAAAAUCUCGGGCAUUGCCCUAAACUUCAAUUGCAAGAUCUCACAUUCAAGGACAUCGAGAUUUAUGUUAGAGCCAAACUCCAGGGUAGUCAAGCUUUCAUGAGGUUAGCAAAUCGAGAUCCACAGCUUCUUGAAUCUCUGAAAGUCGAGAUCAUGGAAAAGGCACAGGGGGUAUUUCUCUGGGUCGAGGUGGUCAUCAAGCAGCUUUUGCGAGGUGCCAACAAUCGGGAUUCCAUUGCCCAACUUUGGACACGGUUAAGGUCAUUUCCAGGGGAGCUUUACCCCCUGUACAAAACCUUAUUGACGCAGAUAGAACCUGUUUAUUUUGAAUGGGCAUCAAAAACAUUCCAGAUAAUGAGAAGGACGAGACAACUGGAGCUUGAUCCCUUCCAAAAGACAUCCAUAACAACAACCUCGAAAUUUCCAGACUUUCUGGAAUCUCAACAGGCUCCUCCAAGCGUCAGUGCGCUUCCUCUGACUGUGGUGUUUCUCUUGGCUGCUCUAUGUGACGACGCAGAAUUAGAAGUUAUUCAAGAGAUGUCAAAAGAUGAAUUGGAAAUGAGGUGUGAGGAUACACGGAUCCACCUCACUGCACGCUGUGCCGGGCUUCUAGAAGUUUCCGUGCCGAAGGGCCCUACCACGAUCUCUCAAGGCUCCACGAUAGUCUAUAUGCACAGCACUGCUCGCGAUUUUCUAGAGCAAGAGUCUCAAUGGUCCAGGAUCAUCUCUUGUACCAAUCAAUCAAGAUUUUCACCAGAUCUCGCAAUGUUGAGAGCUUCAGUCACUAUGCUCAUGUCGAAAGGCUUCUCGCAAGUCAACACGUACACAGGGGAACUGUCCAGCAGUAUUGCGCUCCUUGGAAUGUCCCAGCACCAGAAGGUUUUUAAAAUAGGCUUCAAUAAGGAUCAUCUUCGAAUUGCAGAGGAUGUUGUCAUCUAUGCGCACCACGCUGAUGAUGAUGAUGAUGGAUCCAUCGAUGAUCAAAUAAAAUACCUUGAGGUUUACAAUACAUGGAGGGCAUGCUGGAUCCCGCAGUCGCCGCAUAUCACGGCGAACUUCAAGGAUAAUAAUUGGUUGCUAGGAUCCACAAUUCUCGGCCUGUCCGGGUACGUGAGGAGUAUCUUGGGUAAUAAGAUCAAAACAAGGCAGCCCGAGAUUUCGGGAGCUCUUUUGUACGCCCUUUGUAGCUCCGAACAUUUUGAGCCAUCUGUGCCAUUUCCAAAAGGCAAGAUGGUACGUGUGCUACUCGAGCUGAGCUCAGAUCAUGUGUACAGUUUACCGCACGCUCUGCCUAGACUUAAAGCGGGUCCUCGAUGGCCUGCCGCUUUUGGCGCUCUGGGAAACAUUCAAAAAUCUGGUUCCACAACAAUAAUCACACCACGCCUAGUGGAGAGCUAUGUUGCAGUGCUUGAGGCAUUCUUGGCAGCAGGUAUUGAUCCUACGAACAUCUCCGGCAAGGUUCCGACAGACUACCUACUAUCCCGCAAAAGUUUUGAACACGAUCUCUUUUGUGAACUUUCGUCAUUCAAAGGUAGUGUGACUGCUGGGGCUUUGUUCUAUCAUGCGGAAAUUGUGUUUAAUCGCUCUGUCCUUGCCCACGGGAUGAGCAGGAUAACUGGUAUUGCGGGUCAUUAUAAAAGCGAGACUUCGAGGAAAAGGAAACUCAUAGAUGAAUCAGAGGCAGGGGAGUCUUCCCGCCAAUCGGAAAAAGAAGGCGACGACAGUCAAGGUGUUGAAUCCGGUACAAAAGAUAAGAGGCUCAAACCCUUGGUGGAACAGGGUGUGGUAUCCGAGCUAUCGGGCAGCAAUGAUGUGAUUUUUUUUGGGAGAGACCUGUGCAUCGGGUAGUGUUUCCCCUCUUUGAAGCCUAGUAGGAAACAUUCAUUAUGGUAGCUCAAUUCAUUUUUUAAUGUAGCUAGUUUUCGUCCCUCUUUCAUUUGAAAAUACUUGGAGAUUGCACUUUGUCUGCAUUCUACCUCGACUCCUG
Molecule: messenger RNA, 3734 nt
Organism: Hyaloscypha bicolor E
Lineage: Eukaryota; Fungi; Ascomycota; Leotiomycetes; Helotiales; Hyaloscyphaceae
Exons: 2
Coding region: 326-3595 (1089 amino acids)
Source: RefSeq, a predicted model, not a curated record